AGAAAAAAACAGAGAGUAAAAGAGACCGAGAGAGUGAGAAGUCAGUGGAACGCCUUCCACAAAUCAUUUUGUCACCGGCAAGCUCUGACAAAGCAGAGAGAGAGAGAGAGAGAGAGAGAGAGAGAGAGAGAGGGCAGAAGGCACAUACCUAGUAAGAAAAAAGAGAGAGAGGCAGAGAGUGAGAGACAACGAGCGAGCGAGGAACAGAGCACAAGAGGAGGUGUAAAGGGUGCUUCACAGGGAGCCAAAGGGCAUAAAAGUGGACGGAGAGAAGAGGGUAAAGAGGGAGAGAAGGGAGCGCAACCUGAUCCCCAGGCUUAAGCUUGUAACUCCUGCUCCCACUGCUACUGCCGCAGCUUUCUCAUCUGACACUCGUAGGCUGGCUCUUGUUCUCUGAUUAUUUUCUUUGUUUACGACUCCGCUAUCUCCAAACCUCGUGGCUCAGCUGACACCAAGACAAAGCUACAGGGUGUUUGCCCUACGGGGCUACUGAACACUGGGCAUGUUGCUGGAGAGCGGCAUGCACCCUUAAAGGCUUGGCUGCUUCGGAAGGCUUUCAUGGUAAAGGCUGUGUCAAAAGCUUCCAGAGGAACAGCAAAAGAAGCCAAGGGUCAUCUGAUCGUGCUCAACCCUCGGUGAGAAAAGCCUGUGCUCUUAGAAGGUGGACACAGCCCCUGUUUUGUAUCAGACGGGAUUAGGUGGACAUCUAUGGGAAGCACAGCUCAGAGGAAAGCUGACAAGUGACCUGUCAAGCCGGAACAGUUCAGAAAGGAAGGGCAAAGUUUGAGACCAGAAGCUGUAACUCGCAUACAAGCUUGUUCUUGUGUCUGAACACCAGAGACGUGGGUCUUCAACACAGGCUGAGAAACUUCAGGUUUCAGCCAGACCUCGUGGACCCGAACAAGCGAGUCUGUGUGUGCUUGCCAGCUUGUUUGAAGCAGCACUUUAGAGACGGAGAGUCCGAAAAAUGCUGAAUGCUAGCCAGUCGAACUUGUGUCUCAUGUGAGCAAGUUUGUAUGUGCGUGUCUGUGUUUAUUUGGAUCUGUGCUUGGAGCUCUGCGUGCGCCCACCUUCUGAGAGAGUGUGGGUGUGUGGGAAACAGACUGCUCCAUUUGUCAGCUGUGCACACACACUCCGUUCCCACUCAGGAGCCAGAACACAGACGGUGAGUGGCUGCAUGCUGGGAUUCCCCUCUGACUGCUGUACCCCAGGUGCUUUCCACCAUCCAUAUUAUUAUCAACAUCAGGUAGCAUCUCCUGACCAAGUAACACUACCCUGACAUUUCCAUCACACCUGACAUUAGUCAGAGUUACACAACAACCCUCUUCUACACCUGAGUAUCAGUCAGAUCAACAUGAAACUCUUGGUUCUAGCACUGGCCGCUUUGUGCCUGGUAGCCGUGGUGGGCGGCAUGUCCACCUGUAAGACCCUGGAUCUAGAGGUGGUCAAGAAGAAGCGUAUCGAGGCCAUCCGCGGUCAAAUACUCAGCAAGCUGCGCAUGGCCAAGGAACCUGAGCCUGAGGAAGAGGAUAUCGGCAAGAACAUCCCUGAGGCCAUCAUUUCACUAUACAACAACACAGUUGAGCUCAGCGAGGAAUGGAAGAACAAGACGUCUCUCGACUCCCUGGCCCAGGAUGAGGAGGAGUACUUUGCCAAGGAGGUGCAUAAGUUCGUUAUGACAAAGAACGAUAAUGAUUCAUUGCGGCUGUACUUCGAUGUGGCGGAGAUGAAGAAGAGCAUCGUGGACUACAGGCUGCUCUCUACGGCCGAGCUCAGGCUCCGCAUCAAGAGCCCCACCAUCGCACAUGGCUCAGAGGAGAGGCUGGAGCUGUACUGGGGCUCGGGGGGACAGGAACACUACCUGGGCUUCCACAUCAUCUCCAACGACCUGGCCAACCACUGGAUCUCCUUCGACGUCACGGCCACGCUCAAAUCAUGGCUGCAGUACCAAGGAGCGGAGAAGGAGCAAGGAUUCGACCUGAAGCUCUACUGCGGCUGUGGAGAGCCUGAGAAGAAGCCCAGCUUUCAGAUAUCAGGUAUUCAUAAAGGAAGAGGAGACAGGAGUGACCUUGCUAACCGCAUGGUCAAGCCGUUUAUUCUGGCCAUGUCUGUUCCACCUGACGGCAACACCUACACCUCCACACGCAAGAAACGCUCCACUGGAGCUGAGGAGACCUGCGACGAGAAAACCGAGACCUGCUGCGUGCGGAAGCUUUACAUUGACUUCCGGAAGGACCUGGGCUGGAAGUGGAUCCACAAGCCCAAAGGAUACUACGCCAACUACUGCAUGGGUUCCUGCACUUACAUCUGGAACGCUGAGAACAAAUACUCACAGAUUUUAGCCCUGUACAAACACCAUAACCCCGGUGCAUCUGCCCAACCCUGCUGUGUACCUCAAAUCCUGGACUCCCUUCCAAUUCUCUAUUACGUUGGCAGAGUCCCCAAGGUGGAGCAGCUGUCCAACAUGAUGGUGAGAAGCUGUACGUGCAGUUAAAGCGGCUGAAGUUCAUCUCCUUCAACACCUCACGCUCCUGUCUCUCCUAUAAGAAAGCAGAUAGAAUGUCCCUGGGGAAAAGGAGGGGAUGAAAGCACGGCAAGACUGAAAUGGACAGAAAAAAAGAAGGACAAAGGGAGGGGAAGAGGAGGAGAAAGUGACAAAGACCAAACGAAAAAGCAAAGGAGUUUUGACUCUUGACUCACUGUUGCUUUUACCUUCUGCAUAAAAUAUCACCAAGGACAAUAUGCCAAUACUUCAUUGCAGAUUAUGCUUUGUUUUAUUUGUAAUCUUUUAACUACAGUAGUAUGUUUCCUUUAAUUUAUUGUGAAAGAUUGUUGCAUUACGCUAUAUGUAGAGUUGCAUGCCAGACAUACAAUGAAGAUUUCUCUUGGUGCUGUGCUUCUGAAAAGAGCACCAGUAACAUUGGAGGAAUGUGUUUCCAGAGAGAAAUGAAUGUGCUUAUGUGAGAAGACCAAGAACCUUGCACUAAAUCAUGCUGAGAACAGAGGUUGGGGGGGCACUGAAACUCAGAUUCCAUUGAUAUGUGUUGGAGGAUAGCAGUGGUGGACUUGAAAUGACCGCUGACCUACAGUCCAUACUACUACAUUCGAAAAAUAUGGCUGUGAAAAGCUUUAUGCCUGUAUG
Messenger RNA from Pygocentrus nattereri (red-bellied piranha), 3142 nucleotides. RefSeq names its product transforming growth factor, beta 1a (gene tgfb1a). Gene Ontology annotation, cellular component: extracellular region. Gene Ontology annotation, molecular function: cytokine activity; type III transforming growth factor beta receptor binding; growth factor activity. The coding region runs from base 1355 to 2494 and encodes 379 amino acids. The transcript is spliced from 8 exons. The record is from RefSeq and is a predicted model, not a curated record. Gene Ontology annotation, biological process: SMAD protein signal transduction; regulation of cell population proliferation; BMP signaling pathway. Lineage: Eukaryota; Metazoa; Chordata; Actinopteri; Characiformes; Serrasalmidae.